Molecule: messenger RNA, 642 nt
Organism: Monoraphidium neglectum
Lineage: Eukaryota; Viridiplantae; Chlorophyta; Chlorophyceae; Sphaeropleales; Selenastraceae
Product: peptidyl-tRNA hydrolase, PTH1 family
Exons: 5
Coding region: 1-642 (213 amino acids)
Molecular function (GO): peptidyl-tRNA hydrolase activity
Source: RefSeq, a predicted model, not a curated record
AUGCUGAUCGACGCGCUGGCGCGCAGCGAAGGCAUCGACGUGCGCAAGCUGGAGAAGAGCGCGGCAGUGGGGCGCGGCGAGGUGGCGGGGCGCAAGGUGCUGCUCGCCAAGCCGGUCACGUUCAUGGUGGGCGGCGCUCGGGCCGCGGCGCGGGACGGGCGCCGCCGCUGCCGGCCGCGGGACGGCUCGUGGGGGGCACGCGGGACGGGCUCGGCGGCGCGGCCGCCGCCGGCGGCCGGCCCCUCCCUCGGCGCGGGCGGCUUGCCUUAUCUCAACAACAGCGGGGACAGCGUCGUGGCGCUGGCCAAAUACUACAAGGUGCCCCUGUCGCGCUGCCUGGUGGUGUCUGACGACCUCGACUCCCCCACGGCCACGGUGCGCCUCAAGCAGCGCGGCGGCCACGGCGGCCACAACGGGCUGCGCAGCAUCAUCGAGCGGUUCGGCGGCAAGAGCGACUUCCCGCGCUUGAAAAUAGGCAUCGGGCGCCCCACAGGCAACCUGGACGUCGCGUCAUACGUACUGCAAGACUUCAGGCAGAGCGAAAUGGCAGAGGUGGACGACGCGAUCAGGGAGUCCAUCGCGAUCAUUCACAGCAUAUUGACCUUGGGAUUGGAAAAGGCCCUGUCGGGGUCGAGAGUGUAA